Vicia villosa (hairy vetch) is the source of this 1236-nucleotide messenger RNA. RefSeq names its product probable beta-D-xylosidase 7. Bases 1 to 1236 code for a protein of 411 amino acids. NCBI's taxonomy places the organism in Eukaryota, Viridiplantae, Streptophyta, Magnoliopsida, Fabales, Fabaceae. Gene Ontology annotation, cellular component: plant-type cell wall. Gene Ontology annotation, molecular function: oxidoreductase activity; xylan 1,4-beta-xylosidase activity; alpha-L-arabinofuranosidase activity. Gene Ontology annotation, biological process: xylan catabolic process; arabinan catabolic process. The transcript has a single exon. The record is from RefSeq and is a predicted model, not a curated record.
AUGGCACCGUGUUUGGCGGAAGAAGAAAUUUCUCCUGCAAUGAUGGCUAGAAGUUCUAUUAUUCUUAAGCCUCCAACUCAGGGAGCUGUUUCUACUUUGCACAUGAUUCAUUGCUUUCACUUAGUUGAUUUUCCCAAAAGCCUAAUCAGUUAUGUUACUGGAAAAUGCUCGAAAAUUGGAUACUUUCUUACAAUGCAUCCAGGAGUUAACUGUAUAAGUUUCAAUGGUGGAGGUUUGUCUGUUUACCAAAAGGAUUUUGAGAAGCAUUUUCUUGAAAUUUCUGCAACUUUUUAUUUUCGUGCGUCCCAUAAAUUCAUUGAAUCAUGUGAUUGUGGGGAUUAUUUGAGAACCGUAUGUGAUUUUACUGCCUAUGAUUUAGACAAUCAAAAGGGUGUUAAUCGCUUUCACUUUGAUACUAAAGUGAUUUUGCAAAAUUUAGCGGACACAUAUCAGCCUCCAUUUCGUAUUUACGUUGAGCAACGACGAGCUCGUGGGAUAAUGUGUGCUGCUAACCGUGUAAAUGGUGUUCCAAGUUGUGUUGAUUACAAUCUCUUAACUAAAAUUCUUAGAAAACAAUGGGGAUUCCAAGGUUAUAUUGCAUCAGAUUGUGGAGCUGUUGUGAUUAUACAUGACCAGCAAGGUUACACAAAAUCAGCAGAAGAAGUUGUAGCUGAUGUUAUGCAAGCUGGGAUGGAUUUGGAAUGUGUAACUUAUUUAACAGACCAUGCAAAAUCAACAGUGCAGCAUAAUCAGUUACCAAUAUAUCAAAUAGAUAGUGCUACUCACAAUCUAUUUUCAAUUAGAAUAAGGCUAAUUUUAUUUGGAGGAAAUCCAACCAAGCUUCCAUUUGGAAUGAAUGGUCCAAACCACCUCUGUUCUAAAAAUCACUUAUAUUUAGCUCUUGAAGCUACAAGAAACAACAUUAUCCUUUUAAAGAAAAUUGUUUCACUUCUUCCACUUCUAAAAACCAGUAGCAUUUUCUUAGCAGUGAUAGGUCCUAAUGCCAAUGAUGCACCUUUAACUCUUCUAAGAAACUAUGUCGGUCCUCCUUGUAAAUCUAUCACUAUACUCCAAGGGUUUUGGCAUUAUGUUAAGGAAGUUGUUUUUCAUCCUGGAUGUGAUGGUGGACCAAAGUGUCCUUCAACACAAAUAGACCAAGCAGUGGAAGUUGCAAAGUUCAAGCAAUGGGAUCCAGGUACAUUAAUGCUAGGAACAAUAUCUCUAUUCUUAUAUUGA